AUGAAUCCAGCUGUGGCCGCGAGCAUCGCCCAUCUUCACAAUAAAGACAACCUCCAAGCGCUCCUGGCCGAGGCGGCCAAUAGGGGCGCCCAUGCCACGGGCGAUGCCGCAGACCAAGUCGCCAAAAUGACUGGCGAAAGCAAGGUGUGGCUUGACACGGUCAACAACACUGUUGAAGGCCACACCAGCAGCUGCAAGCUGUUUUUCAACGACUCCCUAGUGUGGGAGACGGGCUCGUGCCACGACAACACGGUCAAAAUCCAAACCGCACUGCGCCAAGCCGACCCGCGCUUCGAGCUGCGCAUGGCCAAGAAGGACGAGAACACGGUCGAGGGCCACACCCGCAAAUUGAAUAUCAAGUAUCGAGGCGAAACCAUUCUCAAGGAUCACUCCUGCCACGAUAACAUGGAGGGCAUGGCCAGUGUUAUCAACAACAUCUGGUCCACCAACCCUGCCAAGUGA
Molecule: messenger RNA, 462 nt
Organism: Pyricularia oryzae 70-15
Lineage: Eukaryota; Fungi; Ascomycota; Sordariomycetes; Magnaporthales; Pyriculariaceae
Exons: 2
Coding region: 1-462 (153 amino acids)
Source: RefSeq, a predicted model, not a curated record